AUGUAUCUUAAAUUUGACCAACCAGAGAUAAUACCACCCUACAACCGUACACACGGAAGCAACGGCAAGGUUAGUACCGCACUUCUUGUAGUCAUAAUAAGCCUACUGUCAGUGUUUGGUAUAAUUUUCGUUUCGGCGUUAAUUGUCUACCUUGUCCAUCGAUCAAAUAGGGCCACUGAAGAUGAUUUAAGAAGAGAAGAAGAAAACCAAGCAUACCUUGAACUAAAUAGUGAUGAGCAAGAAAUUUUUUUCCAAUCACGGGAAUUUCUCGAACUGAACCCUUAUUAUAUUGGCGAUUUAACCCUAAGUCAAAAUUUAUUAGUUCAAGAAAAGGGCAUAAAUGCAUUUGAAUUUGUCAAAGAUCAAAUGUUGACCAAUAAUGAUUUAUUGAUUGUGAAUAAGACUGAGUUGAAUUUUUUCAAAAAGUUUGAAUGUUCUACUGAGACUAAUUUGCCAAUACCCAUGAAGAAUGAAGUAUAUUACUAUGAAGCCAAGAUAUAUUCCUUACCAGAAACAGCAGCCGAAGAUGAAGAUACUUUAAUAUCAAUAGGAUUAGGAAUCAAGCCAUACCCUUGGUUUAGACUACCGGGCCGUCACCCCCAUUCGGUCAGUUACGAUUCCGAUGGCUAUAGAAGACACAAUCAACCGUUUCCCUUUACAUCCGAACCGCCAUUUCCCAAAUUAUCCGAAGGUGACGUUGUUGGAGUUGGAUAUCGAACUCGAUCAGGCACGAUUUUCUUCACCCGUAAUGGUAAAAAGGUUAGUGAAUCGAAAAUUGGUGGACAUAUAAAAAACUUUAAACUUCCUCGGAGUGGACAAAUUUUCCCCAUUAUUGGUGCUAAUAACAUUUGUUCGGUUCAUGUUAACUUAGGACAACGCGGGUUUGUUUUCAUUGAGGGUAAUGUCAAGAAUUGGCGGUAUGCUCCAUUGGAAGGAACUGGACCGGCACCCCCAGCUUAUAAUAAAUUCAAUGCUGAUAUCUUGUUGGAAAGAUCAGAAAUUGACGAGGAGGAAGAUGAUCGGUCAAAUGAUUUCCCGCCUGAUUUUUGGGCUACGGUUGAUAAGAAUAAACGAGAAGGUGGAGAUUUACGCCGAGAGGAGGAAUAUGAAGAAGAUGACGAUGACCAUUUUACUUAUGACGCUUAUUCGGAAGUUAAUUCUGAUGACGAACAAAUAACGUUAAAUAGUUUACCUCCGCCGUAUAUACAGGGGCAAGAGGAAUAA
Lodderomyces margitis is the source of this 1224-nucleotide messenger RNA. RefSeq lists its product as uncharacterized. The record is from RefSeq and is a predicted model, not a curated record. Lineage: Eukaryota; Fungi; Ascomycota; Pichiomycetes; Serinales; Debaryomycetaceae. Bases 1 to 1224 code for a protein of 407 amino acids. The transcript has a single exon. Gene Ontology annotation, molecular function: protein binding.